Messenger RNA from Leguminivora glycinivorella, 1147 nucleotides. Its product is annotated as lipopolysaccharide-induced tumor necrosis factor-alpha factor homolog. Lineage: Eukaryota; Metazoa; Arthropoda; Insecta; Lepidoptera; Tortricidae. The transcript is spliced from 5 exons. The coding region runs from base 177 to 530 and encodes 117 amino acids. The record is from RefSeq and is a predicted model, not a curated record. Gene Ontology annotation, molecular function: zinc ion binding.
CAUUCGCAUUCGGAGCCGAGUCGGCGCGCUCUCCGCCUGUCUACACAUAUUCGGCACACGAAUGAGCUUUAUCUUUGUUAUAAAAGUUUACUUGUAAAGCUUCUGACUCAUACAGUUUAGAAAAAAAACGGUGCUCCGUUAAGAAUAGGCGUAUCUACACGUUAAAAGGAUCUACUAUGAACGGAACGGGGCCUUUGCUUCCUCAUAAUUACAAUACAGCACAGAUACAGAAGAAGGACAACACUUCGUUGAACCAGUCUUUGGCGACGGCGAUUGGCCCGGCGCCUGCCAAUAGAGCUGGGAUGUCGCCGCUACUAGGCCCCGAGAACACUCUGUGCGAGUGUCCGUUCUGCAACGCGAGCAUCAAGACCGCGGUUCAGUACACCACGACCUCUCGCACGCACAUCGCGGCUGCCCUCUGGUGCUUGGCAUGUUGCUUGUGCUGCGUGCCAUAUGGAUCGGACUCUGCGAAAAACGCGGACCACUACUGUCCCAGCUGCCAUAGAUACUUAGGUACUUACGAAAAGUAAGAUUAUGUAAACUUGGGUAUGAGGUUACUCAUAUCGCAUGCAUGAUUUUUAACGUUUUAUAAUGAUUGGAGCACAUAAUGAACGUUUAUGUUUUAUUUUUUAAAGGGACAAAACUAUUAUUUUUGUAUUAAAAAUUAUACAUUUCAUAUUAAAGAUGUUUUUAUUUCACCACUUCGUCGCCAUUAAUAUAUUUCUGCAUAAUUGCGGCUUAAGUACUAACGUUCGCGCGGUCAGACAGACGGACAAGGCGAAACUAUAAAGGCCCUCUACGGAACCUUAAAUAUUAGGUGGUCACAUGGUGAUUCACAGUUAUACUUGCUUCUAAAAUAAAUGAUUUAAAAGACACAUACAUUUUUCUUAUAAAAUAAGCUUAAAUGAAAGGUAGUUUUGUACAAAUGGUUUUAUUCUUUCUGUUUAGAAAAUGAACGAAUUAACAGCGAGAGAUUACUCUCUCAUGAUCAUUACAUAGUUACAAACAGUUGAUCUUAUUAAUUAAAAAUACUUUCUAGCAUCAUAAGUAUCAUAACAAUGGAUACACUCAGAAAUCUGAUUCACAGACAAAUGAAAUAUAACAUUGUAUCAUUAUGCUCUAAAAUAUCAUAGGAAUGAGUUCGACA